GUCACUCUGGUCACAAAAGAAGGUGCAUUCAAUAUGGUGUCAAACACCGUCAAACGAGCAUCCAGUACGGUUCCGCGGCGUGAAGGGUAAAUGUAAGCGUUUCGGGGGAAGGAAAAGAAAAGACUAAAUCCACUGUAAAAAACGAACCGCUGUCGGAAAGUGUUUGCACGAUGCACCGGAAAACGUCCCCGUUCCCGUACGAUCCCAUGAUAAUACCGCGUGUAAAGCAGUAUUUGGAGGAAAAUGUGCACCAAACGUACGUGGACACCGGGGUGAUGGCACGGGAGUUGCAGCAGCGCUACCGCGAGUACAACCGCCGGAAGGCGAAUCCGUUCCGCCUGCUGGUGGAGGAAGCGUACCGUACCGUGCUGCACAGUUACGGCCUCGACAGCAAUCCCUCGUCGGAGGUGGAGGAGGAAGCCGGCUCCGAUGUGGAGGUGAUGGACGAGAGCGCCCAGCGCAACCAGAUGAGCAACACGCUCACGAGCAUGUACAUGAACAAUCGGGCCCGUGCGGCGGGCGGAGGAGGACCGCCGGUGCCGGAUCAGUCCGGGAGUGGGGCGGCUGGGGAUGCCAUCGACAUUAGCAGCGACGAGGAGGAGGGCGAAGGAGGCGGUGGCGAAGGCGAAGGGGGCUCCAGGAAAGCAACAGAAGCGGUGUCCGAAUCGGUUUCGGGAGGUGAAAAAUUUGUUCAAAAGUUCGUUGCGGGUAAUAGACAUGUCACCGUGACGAAGCUUACCCGGGUAAACAAAACAGCACGGGACGACGAUACGAGCAACGGGAGCGUCGAGAGUGCCGGCAAUGGAGGUGAAAAGUUCCCACCCCUAUCCAAGCGCCGCCGACUGGAGCUGGCCAAUUCGGGUGGACUGGUGGCAAGUGCCACCAAUGGGCAGGCAAGCCGGCACCCCGCUGGCAGCAGCAAAGCAAGCCACAAAUCCACAAAUGAACAACCCCAUCAACAGACCGGAUCGGGCACACCGGCCACCCCGGCCGCAGCAUCGUCGUCGGCGGCGGGCGGUCAGCGGUCGAAAAAGUUCCGCAAAGAGAUUGUGCCCCGCAUGGUGGACAUCACGUUCGACGAUGUGGGCGGCAUGGAUCACAUACUAAAGAAUCUGUGCGAGUUGCUGCUGCACGUGAUACACCCAGAAAUCUAUCGGUACCUGGGGUUGCCACCGCCGCGCGGGUUCCUGCUCCAUGGUCCGCCCGGCUCGGGCAAAACACUGCUGGCGCAAGCGAUCGCUGGGCAACUGAAUGUUCGGCUUAUUGAGGUCCCUGCCACGGAGCUGGUGGCGGGCGUGUCGGGCGAAUCGGAGGAACGCAUCCGCGACGUGUUCGAGCAGGCCGCCUCCCUCUCGCCGUGCGUGCUGUUCAUCGACGAGAUCGAUGCGAUCUCGUCGAACCGCGUCAACGCGCAGAAGGACAUGGAGCGGCGCAUCGUCGCGCAGCUGCUGAGCAGCAUGGAUGCGCUCGGCAAGCAGGAGGGCGGCGAGGGCGUGAUCGUGAUCGGGGCGACCAACCGGGCCGACGCGCUCGAUCCGGCCCUGCGGCGGGUCGGCCGGUUCGAUCAGGAAAUUUCGCUCGGCAUUCCGGACCGCGAGGCGCGCAAGCAGAUACUGCGCAUUAUCUGCUGGAAGCUGCGGAUCAGCGAUACGAUCGAUUACGGCGAGCUGGCGAAGCUGACGCCCGGUUACGUGGGGGCCGAUCUGCUGGCGCUUGCGAUACGGGCGGCCAACAAUGCCAUCAAACGGCUGUUCACCGAACGGGAGUGGAAAUUACUGCAAGAAGAGCCGGAACAAAUCGCCGACGAAGAUGUGGUGGCGAUUGACGACGAGCCGGAAGAGGUGGUUAACCUUGACGACGAGAAGGAUGAACCGAAGGAGGCGGAAACUAGCCCGGCUGAGACAACAAAUGAAGCAGGGACGAGUAAAGCAGCUGAAAGCACUGCGGAGGAGAGCAAAAAUGAGCCCGAACAGGGUGUAGCGGACUCGACACAGGUCACCGAACCGGUAGCUCCUGCAGAACCGGACGCAGCAGAAGCACCAACAGAAACAGAACCAGCAGCCGCUUCGUCGGAGGAAACACAAGAAAAGGUCACAACAAACGAUACCGACGCGGAAAAGAUGGACGUCGAUACGGACCAGUUGCCCACGGCCAGUACAGUGGAGCCGCCGGUUGAUAUAGCGGUUGCCGAAGCAGAAAAGCAAGUCACCGUUGAACAAUCCGAUAUUGCAAUGGAGGAAACUAAGAGCGAUAAUCAAACAACAGAGCAGGCGGAAAGUAGCACCACCACAGUCGUCCCAGCAGAGGAAGCACCGAAGGCAGCGGACGGUGCUGAUACCACCAUUUCAAAACCCUCCUCCGUCCCCCAGAAGCAAGAGCUGACCCUGCAGCAGCUGCUCGAUCUGCUCCUAAACCAACAGAACGCACUGCCCGUCACCAAGCUCGAGGGGCUUUGCAUCGAGCGGGACGAUUUCAUCGAGGCGCUCAAAACCGUACAACCGUCGGCGAAGCGGGAAGGCUUCAUCACCGUGCCGGACGUGACGUGGAACGAUAUCGGUUCGCUCGGCGACAUACGGGAGGAGCUGAAGCUUGCGAUACUGGCGCCGGUGAAGUUCCCCCAUCGGUUGAAGCUACUGGGACUGACGGCUCCGUCCGGUGUGCUGCUCUGCGGGCCGCCCGGGUGCGGCAAAACCCUUCUUGCCAAAGCGGUCGCCAACGAGGCGGGAAUUAACUUCAUCUCCGUCAAGGGACCGGAACUGCUUAACAUGUACGUCGGUGAAUCGGAGCGUGCCGUGCGGCAGUGCUUUCAGCGUGCCCGCAAUUCUGCCCCCUGUGUCAUAUUUUUCGACGAGUUCGACUCGCUCUGCCCGAAACGUUCCGACACGGCGGAGGGCAGUGCGGGGACGCGCGUCGUCAACCAGCUGCUGACGGAGAUGGACGGCAUCGAGGAGCGCAAGGGUGUGUUCCUGAUGGCGGCCACCAAUCGACCCGACAUCGUCGAUCCGGCCGUGCUGCGUCCCGGUCGGUUGGACAAGAUUCUGUACGUCGGACUGCCGGCCAAGGAGGAUCGGGUGGAUAUUUUGCGUGCGCUGACGAAGAAUCGCACCCAGCCACGGCUCGCGGAUGACGUGGAGCUGGAGAAGGUGGCAGAACUUACCGAAGGCUACACUGGGGCCGAUUUGGCUGGGCUGGUGCGGCAAGCGUCGCUGCAAACGCUUAAAGAUUCUAUUGUGGCGAGCAGUUUGCAGGAGGAGACGGCUGGAGGGGAAACGACCGCCGAGGAUGAGCUGUCGUUGAUGGUUCGGUUCGAACACUUCACCCAAGCGAUACGCAACAUCAAACCAUCGGUUAAUGCUGAGGACAAAAAGCAUUACGAAAAAUUACGCCUCAAGUAUGGUGUUAAUCUCAUGGCUUAAAAAAAAACGGGAAAAGCCACGAUCCAUCAUCGGUCACAAUCGGAAUGAAUUUUCUCAUCUUCGAUCGUUGAAUACCGCACCUUUGUUUUGUCAUCAUCAUCAUCAUCAUCAUCAUUUAGAACUUGUAAAUGUGAACUUCGCGUAGCGCGCAACCGUUUUUUUCGGUUUGGUUUUUCUUUUGUUUCCAGUUAAUGAGUAUCACAAAAUAACAUUCUUCGGAUUUCGCAAACAAACUUGCGGUAUUUAGCGUUGAAAAAGCAGGAUAAUAAUUUAAGAUGAAUUUAGUUCGUAAGCUUGCCCUUCUUCGUUUCCGUAAUUCGUUGUUUGUGAGCUGUUAACGUGUGUAACGUAAGCAUUGCGGGGAUUGUCGCAGACCCACGUGCACGUGCACGGCUCCCUAAAUCCUGACACUUUAAUGUAACAAAUCGUACGAAAUACCAAUAAAAAACAAACAAGGACACUCUGU
Messenger RNA from Anopheles merus, 3882 nucleotides. It is a transcript of the gene smid, whose product is annotated as nuclear valosin-containing protein-like. The transcript has 7 exons. Gene Ontology annotation, molecular function: RNA binding; ATP hydrolysis activity; ATP binding. NCBI's taxonomy places the organism in Eukaryota, Metazoa, Arthropoda, Insecta, Diptera, Culicidae. The record is from RefSeq and is a predicted model, not a curated record. Gene Ontology annotation, biological process: ribosome biogenesis. The coding region runs from base 171 to 3416 and encodes 1081 amino acids. Gene Ontology annotation, cellular component: nucleus.